CCUAGCUGUCGAUCUCUACCCAUAUCCAUGUGGCCCAAGACAGAUUAGAUGCACACAGAGUUUUCCUAUGGAUCUCCAGAGGCUAGAUCUACCACCACUCACAGCUGAGCUGGAGUCGUUCCUCAGUAACCCUCACAAUCUUCCCUUGCAUGAACCCAGACGACUGCAGAGGCUAUGGAUGAGGGAAGUGAGUCCAAACUCUCUGUUCACUACCUCACUGUCAGAUGUGCACAGCACGAUUGUUGUUGAGCGUGAUCCAGCCACUGGGAAACUGCUGGAAUUCAACGAGGUGGAUGUUAGUGGAGUGGGUCUAACUGCCAAGAACUCCACUUCUCUAUUGAGAGCCCCUGGUCCUCCCUCACUUACAGUCAAGGGAGACCCAACCAACUACCCUUUCUGGCCAGGUGGAAUGGAUCACCUCGAGAUAGUCCAGAAUCUUGAAAGUGAUGCGUCAGAUGCUGGUCUGGACUUCAGCUCUAACUUGUUGAAGGUGCCUCCUGGUUUCUCCGAGGGACUAGCAACUGAAAAUAGUGACAAGCCAAUGAGCCAAGAGCCUGUGGCUGUGACUGACCUACUGUUUGGUGAUGACCUCGCUGUGCUAAAUUGGACUGAGCAGGAAAGGCAACAAGACACAGUCGAGCUGCAGCCCAGUGAUGGAGUGGAAUCACCUUCUCCAACAGUGCCAGCAGACGAGCAAAUUGAUGUGCUGUUGACUGCUGAUACAAAGGAUGUGCCUAGGCAUAGUGAGGGGAAGUCCCUCUCCCAGUGGGCGGUGAAGGUAGAUGUGAAUGCUCUGGUGGAGGACUUUGACAGGAGAGUACCCAAUAUGGCUCACACAUGGGGCUUCUCUUUGGACAACUUCCAGAAGCAGGCCAUUAUCCACCUAGAGAGCCAUGACAACGUGUUUAUUGCUGCCCACACAUCAGCUGGCAAAACUGUCGUGGCAGAGUACGCUAUAGCUCUGUCCAAGAAUCAUAUGACCAGGGCCAUCUAUACCUCUCCGAUUAAAGCUCUCUCCAAUCAGAAGUUCCGUGACUUUCGCCUGACAUUUGGUUGUGAAGGUGUUGGCCUGUUGACUGGGGAUGUUCAGAUCAACACUACUGCCUCCUGUCUCAUCAUGACUACUGAGAUACUCAGGUCAAUGCUGUACAAUGGUUCCGAUGUAAUUCGUGACGUGGAAUGGGUUAUUUUUGAUGAAGUACAUUAUGUGAAUGAUUCUGAGCGAGGGGUGGUGUGGGAGGAAGUGCUGAUCAUGCUGCCAGACCAUGUCAGUAUCAUCAUGUUGUCCGCUACUGUACCCAAUGCUAUGGAAUUUGCUGACUGGGUUGGACGAACAAAGCGUAAGAAUGUAUAUGUGAUCAGUACUUUGAAGAGACCAGUUCCUCUCAAGCACUACCUGUACACUGGGAAUAGCAAACAGACCAGUGACCAGCUGUUUGAGAUAGUAGGAGAGAACAAAAAGUUCAACAAAAUUGGAUACCAGUUGGCAUUGGAUGCCAAGAAGCAACGAACGAGUAAAGCUGCAGCAAACAGUGGACCAAAAUUCAAGCAAUCUUCCUUUGCCAAGCAGGAUAAAAAUGUGUGGCUAUCGCUGAUCCACAUGCUGGGGAAAAAGUCGCUUUUACCUGUGGUAGCAUUUACCUUCUCCCGCAACCGAUGCAAUGACAAUGCUGAUUCCCUCUCCUCCCUGGACCUCACCACCACCAAUGAAAAAAGUGGAAUACAUGUCUUCUUUCAGAAGUCCAUCUCAAUUUUGAAAGGCUGUGAUAGGAAGCUACCUCAGGUAAUUUGGACUAGGGAGCUUCUCAAGCGUGGUAUAGCUGUUCAUCAUAGUGGUAUACUUCCAAUCAUCAAAGAGGUUAUCGAGUUGCUUUUCCAACGAGGACUAGUCAAACUACUGUUUGCCACUGAAACAUUUGCAAUGGGAGUGAACAUGCCGGCUAGGACAGUGGUGUUCGACUCAACCAGGAAGCAUGACGGUGUCAGGAUGAGAGACCUGCACACUGGUGAGUAUAUUCAGAUGGCUGGCAGGGCUGGAAGGAGAGGACUGGAUCCAACAGGUACUGUCAUACUCAUGUGCAAGGCUGAUGUUCCCGAGGCUAGCGACUUAAGCAGGAUGAUCUUGGGCCAGCCCACGACUUUGGAGUCCCAGUUCAGACUGACCUACAGUAUGCUGCUUAACCUCAUGAGGGUAGAAACGUUAAGAGUUGAGGACAUGAUGAAGCGGAGCUUCGCAGAGACUGACUCCGCAAAGCACGAGGUAGACAGGAAGCAAGCACUGACUGACCUUCAAGGGGAGAUAUCUGAUAUUCAAGGCAGAGAGUCUUGUCCAGUGUGUGAUGUGGACAUUGCUCAGUACUACAGUUCUUGCGCUAGUAUAUCCACUCUGGACUCUCAAAUGAAGGUUAUCCUGCUCUCCAGUCCUAACACCUGGAAAGCCCUGAGUGUGGGCAGAGUGGUGAUGCUCUGCAGUCCUGUCUAUGGCCACUGUUUAGCUGUAGUGCUGCAACAAAAUGUAUCGACCAAAUCAGUGAAGACACUAUCAUUACUGGUGUUGUGUGAGCCUGGAAUUGAUGAUGAAGUAGCUACAGCCUCACUGUUCCCAGCUGAUUCUGUUGCGUCAGUACAACCAUACACAUCAUGUAAGGAACUGUUCUCCCCAAGUGGUGUGUUGUCUCACACUGUGGUGGAGGUACCUGCCUCCAUGUUGGUGAGUAUCACAACGUCUGUACUGAAAGUAGAGGGAAGGAUCAUCUUUGAGGAGUUCAAGAGAAGACUGAUGCCAAGAUUCAGGGAAUAUCCUUUUCAACCUGCCACCAUAAAAGCAAGACAGGAGCUAUUGCAGCUAGUUGUUGACAAUUCAGAUGACUUACCACUUUGCCUUGAUGCUAUGAGAGACCUUAAGAUCAAUAAUAUGGAGUACGUGGAAUUGAGAGAGAAGAGGGUGUUACUUGAGUCAACAAUGACUUUAUAUGACUGUGUCCGUUGCCCUUCAUUUAAGAGACAUUUUGCACACAUGAAAAAGAAGGCAACUUUGGAGGAGAAAUUGUUGAACCUCAAGUUCAAGCUCUCUGAAUCAAGUCUCCAGUUGCUCCCAGAUUACCAGCAACGUCUCAAGGUAUUGAGGAGACGGGGUUAUAUUGGUGAUGAUGACACAGUGCAGCUUAAGGGUAGAGUGACAUGCGAGCUCCACUCUCGUGAAAUUCUGCUCACUGAGCUCAUCUUCCAAAAUGUGUUUGUGGACUACUCACCAGCUGAGAUAGCUGCUCUCCUGUCAGCUGUGGUAUUUCAGCAGGCAAAAUGCAGCGAACCAAAUCUUACAGAUCGUCUGCAAAAAGGAAAGGAGACAAUUCUGAGGGUUGCUAGGGAGUUGGCAGAGACAGAAAGAGACUGUGGCAUUGACACAUCUUUAGAUGACUAUGAGAGAUCACUCAAGUUUGGAUUGGUGGAAGUUGUCUAUGAGUGGGCCAAUGGAAAGGAAUUCCUCCAUAUCACACAGCUCACAGAUGUUCUUGAAGGCAUGAUAGUACGUUGUAUUCAACGUCUUGAUGAAACAUGCAAGGAUGUCCGCAAAGCAGCUAGAGUAAUUGGUGACCCUAUGUUACUUCAAAAAAUGCAAGAUGCCUCAAAUCUCAUCAAAAGAGACAUUGUAUUUGCAGCUAGUCUGUACACCAUUUAAGGUAUGAAUUGGUUCUUGUUUUGUUGAAACUUAAAGCUAGAUUUAUUGUUUGAUGUAAUAACUAAAGUACGUAUGUGAUCAUGUCACAUGCAUAAUUCUAUGUGGUUUGCAUUAACGGUUAUUUUUCAACUUCUCAUCCAGAA
Messenger RNA from Halichondria panicea, 3822 nucleotides. Its product is annotated as superkiller complex protein 2-like. Lineage: Eukaryota; Metazoa; Porifera; Demospongiae; Suberitida; Halichondriidae. The transcript is spliced from 30 exons. The record is from RefSeq and is a predicted model, not a curated record. Bases 68 to 3679 code for a protein of 1203 amino acids. Gene Ontology annotation, molecular function: RNA binding; ATP binding; RNA helicase activity. Gene Ontology annotation, biological process: nuclear-transcribed mRNA catabolic process, 3'-5' exonucleolytic nonsense-mediated decay. Gene Ontology annotation, cellular component: Ski complex.